Messenger RNA from Ornithodoros turicata, 2710 nucleotides. Its product is annotated as microtubule-associated serine/threonine-protein kinase 3-like. The transcript has 15 exons. The coding region runs from base 244 to 2643 and encodes 799 amino acids. NCBI's taxonomy places the organism in Eukaryota, Metazoa, Arthropoda, Arachnida, Ixodida, Argasidae. Gene Ontology annotation, biological process: peptidyl-serine phosphorylation. Gene Ontology annotation, molecular function: ATP binding; protein serine/threonine kinase activity; protein binding. The record is from RefSeq and is a predicted model, not a curated record.
UGGUUGAACACGCAACAGAAAGUUCGUGAAAUUGACAGUCCCAAACUAAAAGAAGGCUCGCGACAUGGCACGUCGCACCUGCGACGAAAGGCAUUCUCCUAGCAGAUCGAGUGAAGAAGAAGAACUUCCAUGGUACUGCUGCUAUGGUGCUUCUCGAAUGUUUCUACUCUGUUCUGUGAGGAAUUAGCACCAUUCUCAUUAGCACCGUUCUUCCAAGAGCUAAGAGGAUCCAGCAUUUGAACCAUGGCUACUCAAACACCCGUGGACGCCCAAAGUGUCUCCCAGGCCAAGAGCGCUGCGAAAGUAAUGAUCACUACAAUGCCCAGAAUCCCUCAGACUGCGACCGUUCUGCUGACCUUGUUCGUCACCCGCGAGAGCACCGUCUCCCUUCAGCGCGAUCCUCUCGCUCAUUAUUGCCAGGAAGAACUUGUCCUACACGCCCAGGAGUUUCUGCUCAAACUAGAAAAGCAGGUCAUCAAUUACCAGGACGUCCGAGACAUGAUAGAAAACCUCGUCGGGCUACACACGAUGUGCCUCAAGAAGGACCCCGAAGUUGCGCGAACCUUGGGCGAAACCCUUCGCAAGUUCAUCAUCAUUAUUGGGGAGGUUGCAAUGACGCUGGAGAAACUAGCCGAGGUAACACCCUCCGACUGGCUCGCUAUAGGGGACGCUGUUGUCGGAAAACUAGAACGUCUCAACCCGCCAAAACCGCCUCCGUUCUCAACAUUUAUUCCCAAAAUGCGAGACUUUCAAAACUUGAAGAUGCUCGGUGCAGGUGGCUUUGGCGCUGUGUACUUAGCCAAAUACCGGCCCGCAAACUUCGUCGCCACCGUCAAGCUCGUGGCCAUGGACCGAUUCGCAAAGCACAAACAGGCCUGCAUGGAUAAAGUCGUGGCGUCUGUCAUAAGAAAUCCCUUCCUGGUGAAGUACUACUCCUGCUUUUGCGUUAAGGAGGCUUACGUAACCAUUAUGGAGUACAUAGCUGGGCUGGACCUCAUGCGUGUGGUCACGAAGGAGCAAUACAUGGAGAUUGACGCUGUACAGAUCAUUAUGGCACAGCUUAUCUUAGCCCUCGAACACAUGCAUCUGCGGGGCUUUCUGCAUCGGGAUAUCAAGGUCUCCAACAUGCUAAUCCUUCCUGGAGGGCGCGUUAAAGUAAUCGACUUCGACACGACAAAAGUCUGCAUUGCCCACUUGUCGAGACGGGUUUUGCGGGGCUACUUCAAGAGGACCCCGUACGAGUUCAACGACGGCGAGUCGGCUGGUACAAUUCCCUACAUGGCACCCGAAAUCCUCAAAAGGAGACCUUACGGACGCUCUGCCGACUGGUGGUCAUCUGGCAUAGUCAUGUACAAGCUGCUCACCGGACGCGUUCCCUUCCGAGGCAAGACGAAGCAGACGCUUCGAGAGCGCAUUAUCACAGCUCCGCUCAAGUGGCCGCGUCCCGAAGACAGUCCUCACUCGGCGACAACACCGGCUAAAGACAUGACGUACCGCAUGCUGAAGAAGAAUCCGGUCGACCGACUUGGUUCCAGAUCGUACAUGGACCUGAAGACGCAUUCCUUCUUCAGCGGCUUCGACUGGGACGCACUUUCUAAGAAGAAAGAGCUGUGCGAUAUCCCCAGCAUUCACCAACUGAUGAAAGAAGACUCCGAACGCGAUCGCAACGCCUGCCCUGACCCUGAAGACAAACGCCGCCAUCAGCAGAUCGAAGAGAUGACUGAUGUGAGCGCUGAAAGUCAGAAACGCCUGCUCUGCUACGCUUCUCCAUCAUUUAAGAAACUCAUGCUCACGGUACGCAAGAGCAAGACCCGUGUGAAAGUGACCGACUCCUUCAUGGAGACGUCCGGCGAGGUCACGUCCGGAAUUGACUACCAAGGAACUGCUCUUGGAAGCAUCGCAGAUGCGCAGAGCAUGGGUCCGGACAAGCUCGACUUGACACUGCGUCGGAGGAAAUCGUUUUGCAGAUUCUGGGACUACGGCUUCACGUUUCAGCGCGUCAAGGGAGAAGACAACAAUUUCCACAUCUACGUCGAUAAUGUGGUAAAAGGAAGUCCCGCAGAAAGAGCGGAGCUCCUUCCCUUGGACGUGAUCCUUGCUCUGAACAGCGAACCCACCGCGCCGAUGCCGCCCGAGAAAGUGAAAGCCGUCCUCAACGGAUCUGGCCCGCAAGUCACUCUGUCAGUGUUGCCAUCGAGCGUGUACCGGCUCAUGUCUUCGCGUCGGGACCUCAUUGGCAUAAUUCGUUCGGCGCCGAAAGACAGCGUCAUACUUGCCGCGUGUGGGGGGAAAUUCCCCUACGGAAUCGGCAUCGUCGAUGCCAACACGUACGAUGACAGCGCCAAGAAACAGAUCAAGGUUAUCAUCAUAACGCACGCCAUGGCACCAGCGGUUAACAACCGUCCGCUGUUCCCUGGCGACAUCGUGACCCAAAUUGACGGCACUGCAGUCGAGGGAAUGGCCAAGGAACAGGCGAUGCAGCUCCUUUCCGCUGGCAAGCCCCAGGUGACGCUGACCAUCAUCGCGAUGUCGCCAUUCCGCGUAAGGCGGGUUCCUCUAACGAGGCUGCAAGAGUCGGGUAUCUCUGAUGCCAGCGUUCCCAGCAAGUCUACAGCUGCUCGCAUCAGCAACCCACCAGAAUGACUUCCACCAGAAAUAAUAUACGCGUCCAACACUACGUGCACCAUAUAUAGAAUAAAAACUUCAUGCA